AUGCGCGUGUUGCAAGAUGUUUUGGCUCGUCUUCUCUAUAGACGAGGGUCGGUCUCUCUGGAUUGGGUAACGGAAAGUAACGUCCCUGGCGCCAGAGCAGUUUCGCACGAAGAGUUCCAGGCAAGGCCGCUGCUCAUUUGGUACGAUCAUUUUUCUGUGCCGCAGGCUGCAAGCUGCUCCAACGAACAGUCCGAGGCCAUAAGCAGCAUACCUGCCUAUGUGGCGAAGUGUCGCUUCUUCUUCGCCCUCUGCUCAACCAUUGCCUGCGCUGUUUAUGGAAAGGUUCUGAGCGCUGCGAGCUGGAACACACGGGGAUGGUGCAGGUUGGAACGGGCCGCAAGAGAACUCUCUGCCCACGAUUCCUGGAUUCUGGUACGAAGCUCGACUUCUGUGCAGGUGGUCGGCACAGCUGUGUCAUCUGUGUGCGGAUCAGUUGGCGAGGGCGCGUUCACAGUAGCGGGGGACCGCCAGAAACUUGCGCCAGUCAUGAAGAGUAUUUUGGCAAAGAAGUUGCAGCUGUCCCUCAAGGCAGGAGAUUUGCCUGCUUACAGACGACAUUUUUGCUUGCAGACAGUUCACAUGCGCGGCCUGGAGAUUGAGCCAGUUCCCGGCCUCAUACCUGACAAUGAAACUACCCCUCCUGAGGACGAUCCCGCAAGCAUUUUUCUGUACCAGACUGGCCUUGAAGAUGUCAAGAAGAAGGAUGCUGCAGGAUUUUGGCCUCUGCACUACGCGGCCUUGUCAGGAAACCGGCGAGUCGUUGAGGGCCUGCUUGCCCAACAUGCUGAUCCCAACCGCAGAACCGCGAAACAAGAGCCAAAACUGGGCUUUCCACCUUGGAUGUCGGUGUUGGACCUGGCCAUCUUCUACAAGCACAAUGAUGUGGCCCGGUUGCUGAUCUCCGCCCGCGCCCACCUGGAGGGGGGAGUCUUUCCCAGUAUGCAGUGGGCGGCAUUUUCCAACAACGCGGAAGGCCUCAGCCUGCUCCAGGCCGCUGGCGGCAACCCUCGGGCGCAAAAUAUUUUUGGAGCUUCACCCUUUGAAACUGCAGCUGUUUAUGGGGGCCGGGAGGCUCUUGAGGAGUUGCUGCCGCAGGCUCAGCAUAGCCCGCUUGAGCUUGGAAGAGCGCUCCAUGGUGCCAUGGGCGGUUUCACGGCUUCCGCAGAGUUGGUAAAGCGGCUGAUCAGCCUCCGGGCGGAGGUAAACUUCCAGCGGGAUGUCUGCCGCGACAAUUCCAGCUUCUGUUGGUGGUUUGUUGCAGCGCAGUCACUAAAGCACCGGGUUGGCCGGACAUCAUCCGCUCUCACGUCAAUUAUGUACCAUUUUCAUGGCCAAACGCCCCUUGCGGCAGCCCUGCAGGCUGCCCAGCACGAGGGUGCCGCGGCCUUGAUCGCUGCCGGUGCGCGGCUGGAUCUCCGCAACGGUCGGAACUGGACGGUGGCCGACUUUGCCAGGGAACAGGACAUCCCAUCUUUCCUGCGCCAGGGCCUGGAGGGGGAUCCCACGGAAUGCCGGAGGGUAGCCGCGCUAGCGCUUCCCGACGGCUAUGUAGAGGUUCUAUUUUGA
This is a messenger RNA of Symbiodinium pilosum, 1566 nucleotides long. The record is from the annotation of a GenBank genome assembly. NCBI's taxonomy places the organism in Eukaryota, Dinophyceae, Suessiales, Symbiodiniaceae.